AUGAAUGAAGAAUGCCACAAUGCUCUUCUGAAACUUCUUGGCCGAUUGACGCGCCAGGAAACUGCUGAUCCUUUCUUGGAACCAGUGGACCCUGUUGAGAUGGGAAUAUUAGAUUACUUCAACGUUGUCAAGAGCCCGAUGGAUCUGGGGACCAUUGACUCAAAUCUUGAGCACAAUCUCUAUUCGUCUCCUCUCGAGGUACUUGAAGAUGUCCUUCACAUGCUGGACAAUGCUGUGCUCUACAACAAGCCUGGAGAUGCCGUAGUGAAGCAAGCGGCGGCAAUGAAGACAAAAUUCAUAUCUCUCGUGAAUGGCUCAGAGGUUCGACUUGAAUCGUCGCCCUCCUCUCAUCUUCUCUUCUCUCGCACCCUGGCCUCCAUGAGUUGCUGA
Messenger RNA from Guillardia theta CCMP2712, 390 nucleotides. RefSeq lists its product as hypothetical. The record is from RefSeq and is a predicted model, not a curated record. Lineage: Eukaryota; Cryptophyceae; Pyrenomonadales; Geminigeraceae. Gene Ontology annotation, molecular function: protein binding. The coding region runs from base 1 to 390 and encodes 129 amino acids. The transcript is spliced from 3 exons.